Molecule: messenger RNA, 1365 nt
Organism: Malus domestica (apple)
Lineage: Eukaryota; Viridiplantae; Streptophyta; Magnoliopsida; Rosales; Rosaceae
Product: probable mannitol dehydrogenase
Biological process (GO): lignin biosynthetic process
Molecular function (GO): zinc ion binding; cinnamyl-alcohol dehydrogenase activity
Source: RefSeq, a predicted model, not a curated record
UCAAUUGCCCCUCCCUCACCAUCGCUCUAGUUGUCUAUUGUCUCAUAUAUUCAGUGGAAUUCAGUUUUAGUUGGUUUUUGUUACUUUUGAGAAAAAUAAAAUGGUGGUAACUCCAGAGCAAGAGCACCCAAAGAAGGCAUUUGGAUGGGCUGCUAGAGAUUCAUCUGGCGUUCUCUCUCCCUUCAAAUUCUCAAGAAGGGAAACUGGAGAGAAAGAUGUUUGUUUCAAAGUUCUGUACUGCGGGAUAUGUCAUUCGGACCUUCACAUGGUCAAGAAUGAAUGGGGUUCCUCUGUCUAUCCUCUGAUUCCCGGGCAUGAAAUAGUUGGUGUAGUGACAGAGGUGGGAAGCAAAGUACAAAAAUUCAAAGUUGGAGACAAAGUAGGUGUUGGAUGCAUGGUGGGUUCUUGCCACUCUUGCGACAGUUGUAACAACCACCUCGAGAAUUACUGCCCCAAAAUGAUACUCACUUAUGGUGCCAGGAACCUUGACGGCACCAUAACAUGUGGAGGUUACUCCGACAUCAUGGUGGCGGAUGAGCAUUUCAUAGUCCGCAUUCCAGAAAACCUACCUCUGGAUGGUGCUGCUCCUCUCCUAUGUGCUGGGAUUACAACUUACAGUCCCUUGAGAUAUUUCGGACUUGACAAACCAGGCAUGCAUGUGGGCGUGGUGGGUCUAGGUGGUCUAGGGCACCUCGCGGUAAAAUUUGCCAAGGCUAUGGGGGUUAAGGUCACAGUGAUCAGUACCUCCCCUAAUAAGAAGGAAGAAGCUAUUGAACAUCUUCAUGCUGAUUCAUUUUUGGUUAGCCGCGAUGAAGAUCAAAUGCAGGCUGCCAUGGGGACAUUGGAUGGUAUCAUUGAUACGGUUUCCGCACUCCACCCUCUAUUGCCUUUGAUUGGUUUGUUAAAGUCUCAUGGAAAGCUUGUGAUGGUUGGUGCACCCGAGAAACCACUUGAGCUUCCAGUUUUUCCUUUGCUCAUGGGAAGGAAGAUAGUGGCCGGUAGUUGCAUUGGAGGUAUGAAGGAGACACAAGAGAUGAUUGAUUUUUCAGCCAAGCACAAAAUAACAGCUGAUAUUGAGGUUAUCCCAAUUGAUUACUUGAACACUGCCAUGGAGCGCCUUGUCAAAGCGGAUGUUAGAUACCGAUUUGUUAUCGACAUUGGAAACACGUUGAUAUCUAGCUCUUAAAUUUUGCAUCAUCUGUUGUUGGAUAUUGUGGCCGGGUUGAAGGAAGAAAUUGGGUUUAAUUAAGUUGUCUCAAUUUUGUUGUCUGGUAAACUUCUCGUGUGAAAAUUAUACAUUACGAAACCAACUUGGUCCAGAUGUUGGAUUCUAAAUAAAAUGGCAAGUAUGCUUUUAUUUGGAAA